Messenger RNA from Cephus cinctus (wheat stem sawfly), 2922 nucleotides. RefSeq lists its product as uncharacterized. The transcript has 6 exons. The record is from RefSeq and is a predicted model, not a curated record. Lineage: Eukaryota; Metazoa; Arthropoda; Insecta; Hymenoptera; Cephidae. Bases 710 to 2491 code for a protein of 593 amino acids.
CGUCCCUGCAGUUUGUAUGCUCAGUCGCACGAUCUCGUUCGGAGCGUCGAGACGCCUGUCGCGCUCGGUUUUCCGUGGCGCUUUCCAGAACCCGUAAGAUCGCGUUAGGAUCGUGACCGAUCGUGGUAUUGCACGUGGGAAAAAUUUUGGUGUUAAUAACAAAGGACUAUAAUCACAUAAAGAAGUUUACUCGAUGAUUCCGAUUCGGGAAAUGUUCUAGUUUUUACACGUCGAAGGAUACAGCGAUUAGAUUGGAAGAGGAUUAAUGAUAUUUGGUGCUUUUUGAGUUUUAAUUUAAAAGAAAAAGGAAACAAACGAGAACCUCUUGGAUGAAAUUAAAAAUUAGAAACGUAAUUCAAAGCUAGGUUCAAGGUACAUUUACGUAGUAUAUUUUGGGAAGAAAACCUUGAGAAUCUUUAAAACCACGGAAACCGUGAAUCUUCCGUGCGUACAAUGCUUAUCUGAGAGCAAAGAGUAAGAAAGAGGAAAUUCUUAUCAGGUGAAAAGAAUGUCAGAGUCAAACUCGGUGAUUAUUAUGUCACGUCGUAAAACGUGUUUUCAGGGUUGAAAAAGAAAGGCUUCGAGUGAAAUCGAGUUUUGGGGAACUCGCUGGUUCACGCGACGAGAAUGUGAAUCGUACGCGACCGGUUCACGGAUCUGUGCCAAUCGAUAAAGACCCCCUCGAGUACCCGAAGAGUCCCAAGUCAUCAUGUCAUCGAGUGGUGAAUUCUCAACUCUCUCGAGCGGCGAAGCAACAGGGACCGGUGAUGACUCUUUACCAAGUUCUCGUGAAGCCACUGCCGAAGCAGCCGGUCCCGGGGGUGGAUUCGUACCCCUACGUGAAUUUCUGGACAGAUUCUCCUUACCAAGGGUAGUGAGAGUAGAGGGUGCUGGUGGAAGACCGAUUCUCCUGUAUAAGCAGCAACAAAGAUCACUCAGAGUAACAGCAACCCUGUUGAUGCAUCGUUAUCGGCACGACGUCAAAGUUGGACCGGAAAUAGUCAUCCCCGAAGGAUAUCCUGGCUGGUUCUCCGUGGUGUCCAGCAAUAGCGGUACAGGAAGUGCCAGAGUCUACAGGAGAAUAGGUGCCUUGGUCAGAGCUGGUGUGCCUGCGUUUCUACUGGCGAAACCAUUACGUGCUUAUACACUGACUCACUCGAAGAUGGAGAAUGGAAAUCUACGUGCGCAUUAUACAAAAACUACGGUCAAGGCUGGCGAGGUACUACGGCUUGCCGCGGUCUUUCAAGAUACCAGAAGAUCUCCCGUAUCUACUGGUGUAUCUGGUGUUAUCGGGAGCAUGCCCGAGGGUAAAAGCUCCAGGUCAUCCGAGAGAGAUCAGUACGCUCAGUGCCUUGAUUCCCAUGGUCAUGAACUUUUUGCACCGCUUUCGGCACGAGGUGAAUUCUACGCGACUUGCCAGGGCGGAAGCCUUGAUACAGGAAGUGACGCAGUACUUUACAGAGUGCAUCAGCUCGCUAGGAGAGAUCUUCCCCUUAGGGUUCGACUCGUUGCUGGACCGUUACCUAUACCAUUGCCAAGAGACUAUAGUGGUCUGAUGCAAUUGGAAGGUGCAACGAGAGGACCCAUUGUAUUGGGUUGUGCUGUGCCAUUGGUCCCUGAGCGACCUUUACCAGGGUCAACGAUUCCUGAACUUCUAGAAUUGGUAGCAACCGGACCAACUGCUCCUAGAGUAAAAAGGGCUAGACUAGGAUGUCCAUCCGAAGCUAGAUUACUGGCGUCACCUAAGAUGCAACGACUAUUAUCAGCAUGCAGAAGGGCUUUGGACCAGAGAGCAACUGAACCCAGGGUAGCCCCACCAAAGCCAACGUCAACCAGUUCCCAACUAAAGGAGCUCCAUCUGAAGGAGAUCAAAACGAAACCGGAAGCAAAGCCCAUCCUCCAGAGUCUGAAGGAAGGACUGGAGCAUAUUAAAAAGACAACAAUCCGAGAUCGUAGCAACACAAGAACCGCCAACAGUACAGGGAACGGUUUCCUCGAUCGGAUCUCGAGGAUAGCACAAGGCGGAAGAAGCAGGAACCCAGCAAAGAAGUCAGCGUCUUUCACAUUCGCUGUGAGACCGGAACUCGGCAUGAGGACACCGGAAAGAUACGCGAGUCUAGAGUCAGACGCGAACUCUCUUGUUCCAAUAAUAUCGUCAUCGAGACAGCAAGUUCAGAGAUCUAUAUCCACCAGCGUCCUUGAGAUUCAAUCACAACCUGAUCUUGAUCCUCCGUACUCCAAGGUCAGGGACAGUCUGACGCCAUUACCACCGACUCCACCACCCAGGAUGGAGGAUAUUUACGCAGAAAUCUGCGAACCCACUGGUAGCCAUUUGCAAGGUUCACACGAGGAAAAGCCGCUGCCUCCUGAUAAAAGAUCUUCUAUCAGAGAAAUGGAUAGAGGUUACGUAAAGUUGUCAACCCGUUCAGAAUUUUCUGACAUUUCCGGUAGCACCGAGGACGAGGAAGGCAUUUAUAAUACUGUAUGCUGAAUUAGGAUUUUGACAAAUUUUUAUAUACGAAUACAACGCGGCCUAAGUACUUUUUACUUGGUACCACAUCUCCCAAAAGUAUUUAGUUUCGAUACGAUCGAUAUGGUAAAAUAUAAAUGACGUAAACUUCACGCAUCCCCAUCCGACCUCAGGCGGAAGCACGUGCGACGCGCGGCAUUUAUGAUUAUGGUGCUAACAUUGUGAUUAUCCCACUGGGACUUGCAAUAAUUUUUGCGAGGAUCCUGAUAAGAGACUUUGACGUUAUCGAAAGAUAAUAAAUUCGUGAUAACGAUCGAUGAAAAAAAAAAAGAGUAACCUCUUCUAACGUCCAUCCUAACAGAUUGAUUCCCGAACUCAAUGAAACCUGUAAUAUUUGUACGUUGUGUAUAUUAGCGCGGAGCUGUAUAAUAAAUAACAAACAAAUAUAUACA